AUGCUGAGUAUAGUUGGCCUUGGUCUUGGUGAUGUCGAGGAUAUUACUAUCAAAGGGUUUAAAGCCAUUAAAAAUGCAGAUAUUGUUUACCUCGAAAUCUACACCUCAUUCCUUAUCAACUCCGAUAAACAGAAACUAGAGGAAUAUUAUGGGAAGGAGAUAAAGGAAGUGGAUAGGAUAUUUAUCGAGGAACAGAAUGAUACUUUAUUAAAUGAAGCUAAGGAUAAAAAUGUUGUUUUACUUAUCGCAGGAGAUCCUUUUAGUGCUACAACACAUGUUGAAAUAUAUUAUAAAGCUAUGAACUGUGGCAUCGAUGUCAAUAUCAUAAAUAACGCUAGUAUUAUGAAUUCCGUUGGAAUCACCGGAUUACAACUGUAUAGAUUUGGUGAGACCGUAUCAAUACCAUUUUUUGAGGAGAAUUGGAAACCUUUUAGUUUCUACGACAAGAUAAUGCAGAAUUAUAACAAUAAUUUACACACUUUGUGUUUGCUGGAUAUUAAAGUUAGGGAACGAAGUGUUGAGAAUAUUAUGAAAAAUAAACUUAUAUUUGAGGAACCUAGAUUUAUGAGUAUAAAUAAGGCAAUUGAGCAAUUAUUAUACGUUCAAUCCAAUAACACCACACACAGUAAGAUUGAUUUUAUGGUGAUUGGUAUGGCUCGCUUAUGUUCAAAAGAUCAAGUAAUUAAAUCUGGCAAACUUCAAGAUUUAUUAAACUUCGACUUUGGUCCUCCUUUACACUCACUCGUCAUUUGUUCUCCGCACCUCCAUCACUACGAAGAACUAUUCUUCAAUCACUAUUCACAAUAA
Molecule: messenger RNA, 807 nt
Organism: Theileria parva strain Muguga
Lineage: Eukaryota; Apicomplexa; Aconoidasida; Piroplasmida; Theileriidae
Gene: Dph5
Product: diphthine synthase
Exons: 6
Coding region: 1-807 (268 amino acids)
Biological process (GO): protein histidyl modification to diphthamide
Molecular function (GO): diphthine synthase activity
Source: RefSeq, a predicted model, not a curated record